This is a messenger RNA of Helianthus annuus (common sunflower), 1740 nucleotides long. RefSeq names its product TMV resistance protein N-like. Lineage: Eukaryota; Viridiplantae; Streptophyta; Magnoliopsida; Asterales; Asteraceae. Bases 1 to 1740 code for a protein of 579 amino acids. Gene Ontology annotation, biological process: defense response. The transcript is spliced from 6 exons. The record is from RefSeq and is a predicted model, not a curated record. Gene Ontology annotation, molecular function: ADP binding.
AUGGCAGUAGCUGAGGCCAGUAAAGAACUAGUAUGGUUGAAAGCUUUUCUAAAAGAGUUAGGGAAGAAUCAAGCUGACUACCCGUUGUAUAGUGACAAUGAAAGUGCAGUGAAACUUGCAAAGAAUCCUGUUUAUCAUGGGAAGACGAAGCACAUAGGGAUGAGGCAUGAAUCACAAUUGAUCAAAAUAAUUGUUGAUACAGUUUUGGAUAGAUUGACCGUGUUCAUUUCAUGUGUUGAUGAAGACCUUGUUGGAAUGACAACUCGCUUCCAAGAAUUACAACCACUAUUAGACAAUCGGUUAGGUGGUGUGCGCAUGGUUGGGAUAUGGGGGGUUGGGGGUAGCGGUAAGAGUACUCUUGCAUAUUCUCUAUAUAAGAACAUCUCGAAACAAUUUGAUGCUCAUUGCAUCCUAGAGAAUAUUAGAGAGAAAACAAGCAAAUAUGGUUUAGCAAAAUUGCAAGAGAUUAUCUUAGGAGCUCUUUCCAACACAAAGGAAAACAUACAGAGUGUUGGAGAAGGAAAAGACAAAAUAAAAGAUAUGUUAUGUCGUAUGAAGGUGUUACUACUUCUUGAUGAUGUCAGUAGCGUUGACCAACUAGAGGCGUUAGCUGGAAAACAUAGUUGGUUUGGUAGUGGGAGCAGAAUAUUAAUCACUACUAGGGAUGAACAUUUGCUAAGAACACACAAGGUAGGCCACAUCUAUCUUGUCAAAUUAUUAUCAGAUGAUGAGGCUAUCCGACUCUUUAAAAUACAUGCAUAUAAUGAAGAAGUCCCUGUAGAAGAUUAUGAAACUUUAUCAUUACGUGUGGUUUCUUAUGCCGCUGGGCUCCCUUUAGCACUUAAAGUUCUAGGUUCUUUUUUAUACGACAAAAAUAAUAGUGAUGAGUGGAUCGGUACCUUGAAGAAGUUGAAAGAAAUCCCAGAUCAUGAGGUCAUGAAUAUUCUCAAAAUUAGUUAUGACGGACUUGAAACUUACCAGAAAGAAUUAUUCUUGGAUAUUGCAUGUUUUUGGAAUAAGAAGAGUCAACAUGAUGCAGUUGAGAUACUUGAAGCCUGUGGUUAUCACCCUGGAAUAGGUAUAAAGGUGUUGAAACAAAAGGCUCUCAUAAGCAUUGUGGAUGGCAAUUUUGAUAUGCAUGACCUAGUCCAAGAAAUGGGACACUACAUUGUUAGAGGGGAAGGGGUACAUCCUUACAGUCCUGAAAGUUAUAGCAGACUUUGGAAAGAAGAAGACAUUAGAAACUUGUGUUUAGGGGAUGCGAUAAAGGAAAAUUACAAGAUUGAAGCGAUAAAAUAUAAUGGUUAUUUAUAUGAUGGUGGUCAUGAUUUUUCAUCACGCUUCUUUAAGAUUGUUUCAAAAUUGAAGAAAUUAAGGUGGCUUAGGGUGGACAUGCAUGCUAGAAUGUUUGAUGGAGAGCCUACUUUUUUAAAUGAGUUGUGUUAUGCUGAUGGGUAUCCCACAAGUUCAUUCCUAAACAGUUACCCGUUAAUGAACCUUAUCAUUCUAAACUUAAGUUGGAGCACGUAUCAAGAAGUUCGGAAGGAAAAUGACACGAUUAACGCCACAACAUAUAAGGAUUUUGAACCUGUUGUUCUAGAAUUUCCAAGACUAUCAUUAUCGACGCUUCGUUACCUAGAAAUGCAGGAUAGCACGUUAACUGAACUUGGGAAAGGUCGUUGGAAGAGGUGCGUUUUGCUCGAUUCAGAGGUUGGAUCGGAUGAUUGCUUUUGUUCAUAG